AUGGAGGAUGGAUGGUUCCGUGACGUGUCCUUUCCUCGUGGCGCCUGCUGGGCAGAGGUCGGCUACAAGUGUUUGCUGGGCUCCGGGUCCUUCCGCUCAGGCCGGGAGGGGAACUAUGCCCGUCAGGAUGGAAUCCGGCGUGGUCGACCCAGAGCAGAUACUGUCCGGGAUUUAAUAAAUGAAGGAGAGCAUUCGUCCAGCAGAAUUCGUUGUAACAUCUGUAACAGGGUGUUUCCACGGGAGAAAUCGCUCCAGGCUCACAAAAGGACUCACACGGGUGAGAGACCCUACCUGUGUGACUAUCCUGACUGUGGCAAAGCCUUUGUUCAAAGCGGACAGCUCAAAACGCACCAGCGCCUUCACACGGGAGAGAAACCUUUUGUUUGUUCAGAAAAUGGCUGCCUGAGCAGAUUCACCCACGCCAACCGCCACUGCCCCAAGCACCCUUACGCCAGGCUGAAGCGGGAGGAGCCCACCGACGCUCUCAGCAAGCACCAGGCGGUGGACAACCAGGCUGCUGCCGAGUGGUUGGCAAAGUAUUGGGAAACAAAAGAGCAGCGCACCCCCACCUUGAAGGGAAAGCUCGCACAGAAGGCGGACCAGGAGCAGCAGGACCCUCUGGAAUACCUGCAGUCGGACGAGGAGGACGACGAGAAGAGCGGGGCCCAACGGCGGCUGCAGGAGCAGCGCGAGCGCCUGCACGGAGCCCUGGCGCUCAUCGAGCUCGCCAACCUGACCGGCGCGCCGCUCCGCCAGUAGCCUGCACACUGACUCCCACUGUACAAAAGUACUGCCCAGCAUACUUCAAAAGUAGAUCCUUGGGCAUAAGCUAAGCACCUUAUUUGCUUACCAUAGGCUGCUAUUCUGUAGAAAUUGAUGAAGAAUGUUAUUGCCCCAAAAUAUGGGGUGAGAGAGAAUUGCACUUUUUUUAUAUGGUAAUGGAUUGUUGUAAAGUUUAAAAUAUUUUGUAAAUAUGGGACUUCUAGUACAGGGUAGGAAACUACGUAUUGUGGGAAGCUAGAUUUUGCAAGUUUAAUGCAUUCAUUGGAAGCAGUUUUCACAGGAAGCACUUUCAGAAUAAGACACUUUUAGAGAAAAAAAACAAAAGCAGAAUGGGACAUGUAGCCAAAGAAGGUUAGGAGAGAUUAUUUGUAAGAUCAUUUUUAACAAUUUGUACUAGUACGUUUAACAAUACUGUCAACACUGAAGUAAGUGAGAAAGUGGAAGAUGUGUGAAAGAUAUUUUUAAAUUGCAAAAUAGUGUGACUAAUAAGACUAGAGAAAUGGAAAACUGCCUAUUUCAGAAGAUGUCCUAAGUUACAGAUUUUGAAAGAAAAGCAGAUAUUUGAGGAUCUUGGUAAGAUGCAUAAUAGUUCAGAAUUUUUAAAAUUGGAGUAAAAUUGGUCUUAUUCUAUCUUUCUGAGGCUUUACAACUUACUAUGAUGUUUAGUUUUGAAAAGCACUUGUUAUCCCUCUCUUAACUUGGGAACUUUUGCACAUUUCAUAUUUCUCAUUUGCUGAAAUUGAGUGGUUAAUCUUGCAAAGUCUAGGUAACCUGGUAAUUUUUUCUUUUUUAAAUAUGGGCCCUGUACUGAGAUUUGGCACUUGGAUUUUUAUUAAUAAAAGGGACAUCUACAGGGUUGUUUUGUAGUGAACUGUUUUAGAUCUUUUGUUAGCAAACACUAAAUUUCAGUUGUACUGCUUGUUUAGAAUUAUUAGCAAAUGAAAGCCUUCUAUUUAUAUUUUCAGUGCAUAAAGCCACCUUCUUGCUUUUCAGAAUAACAUGCCGAACUAUUUGUGCUCACUAAAUUCAAUUAUCAGUUAAACACUGCAGAAAAGAUUAGCUACUCAAAUAAGUAGGCUUCUGGGAUAGUUUUAACUGCAUGUGUGUUAACUUGUGUGGUGGUUUUAAACCAUUUUUCCAAAUAGAUGCCAUUUUUAAACACCACUUUAUGUACUGAAGCAUGAACAGAAAAAUCAAGAGCUGAGCGGUUCGCCUCCUGUAUGUAGGCAAAAGCCUCGAUCAUUUUAGCCUCUGUUUUAAGUAGAAACUAAAUAACAUGAACAACAGAAAUUUUUAUAGAUUGCUUAAUUGGAGUAAACCUCAGAAUAAUAGCGGGAAACAUGGCUCUCUAGCGCCUUUUACUUCGUAGCCGACAGAUAUGGUUAAACAUUAUCUAAAAUAUAUGCUUCUUUCUCCCCAAAUCCCAGUGUGUUGCAGUCACAGUUUCACAUGUAGCUGUGGGGAGGGGAGGGAUUAAAUGCCUUGAAAAGGAGCAAAAGUGUGAAAGAUGAUAACAAAUAAUGUAUAUGAUGAGGACAUACUUUACAAAUGUAAUCCUCAGUACAGUAAAUUACAGAUCUUGAAGGAUUUUUUAAAUAAGAAAAUUUAUAUUUGUAAUGGUCUAAGAAUUUUGUUUGUAAUCUGAUAUAUAGAAUUUUAACUUGGAGCACUUAUAGCCACAGUAAAAGAGACUAUAGCAUUGAAUUUUCUUGGUUUAGCUGUCAACAUUUUUCUCUAGAUUUUUCCUUUCAAGUAUGAUUUAAAUGAAUUAUAAAAAGCAACACUUAUCAGUCUUGGGAAAUCUAAAAUUUGAUGAAAUUACAUAAAGAAGGAAGAUGGUAAGAAUUUAAAAAAUACAAAUACUUGCCAAUUCAAAAAUAAUACAAUUUAAGGCCUUCAAAAGUAAGGGCUUUUGUUUCUCUGGUCAGCUUUUGUCAACUAUAAUAGUUAUAUUCACAUUCUUUAUUUGUAUAAUUGAAAGUUUCAGAAAUUAUUACAACUAUUUACUAUAGAAAUAUUUAAAAUAUAAUACUUCAAAAGUAGAUUCUUGGGCAUAACCUAAGGGUUUUUUUGAUAUAAGCUAUAUACUUGGACAAAGUACAUUGGCAUUUAAAAUCUGAGGUGUGUUAGGACUGCUUUUUGUUCUAAAAAUGUGGUUUACAUUCAAAUUUUUGAAGUGUUUUAUGCUUCAUUUGGCUAAGCUGUAGUUUGGCAGAAUUAACAGCAUAAGAAAUAAACAUGCUGUAAUUUGAAAAGAUGCUUUGAAUAAAAUUUUAAUUUACAUUUU
Myotis davidii is the source of this 3070-nucleotide messenger RNA. It is a transcript of the gene ZNF367, whose product is annotated as zinc finger protein 367. Gene Ontology annotation, biological process: homophilic cell-cell adhesion. The transcript is spliced from 6 exons. Bases 1 to 759 code for a protein of 252 amino acids. Gene Ontology annotation, cellular component: cell-cell junction. NCBI's taxonomy places the organism in Eukaryota, Metazoa, Chordata, Mammalia, Chiroptera, Vespertilionidae. The record is from RefSeq and is a predicted model, not a curated record. Gene Ontology annotation, molecular function: ionotropic glutamate receptor binding.